UUAUGUAACAUAUGCAUUUUAUAUUAAGGAUUAUUAUUAGUAUUAUUAUAGGGUAAUAAAAUAAGGGUGAAAAUUAGUUGACGCCCGCCAAAAGCCAAACCAAAUGUCCUCCUACACUCACCCACUCUAUCCACUGGCUGCCCUCCCUGUUUCUCCACAAAAACAAGUUGUAGAAAGGCAAACUGAAUCACGAACACAAUCACAAUCACAAACCAACAAUCCCCAAUCCUCAUGGAUCGAAUCCCUUCGUUCCCAAGUCCGCAACAACCUCUUCCGCGACGCCGUUUCCACGUACACCUCCAUGACAAUGGCAAUCCCACCCGACAACUUUGCCUUCCCCCCCAUUCUCAAGGCCGCCACUUCCCUCCGCGACCUCAGCCUCGGCAGACAGAUUCAUGCCCACGUCUUCAAGUUCGGCUACGCUUCUUCCUCCGUCACCGUCGCCAAUACCCUCGUCAACAUGUAUGGCAAAUGCGGUGAUAUUGGAGAUGCCCACAAGGUGUUCGACAGAAUUCCCCAAAGAGACCAAGUUUCUUGGAACUCAAUGAUUGCGGCUUUGUGUCACUUCGGGGAGUGGGCGCUUGCAUUAGAGGCGUUUCGGGCCAUGCUGGCCGAGGAGAACGUUGACCCUAGCUCGUUUACGCUAGUGAGUGUGUCUCUUGCUUGUUCGAAUUUGGAAAGGUUUUAUGGUUUGUGGCUUGGGAAGCAAGUUCAUGGAUAUAGCUUGAGGAAGGAUGAUAGGAAAACGUUCACUAUUAAUGCUUUGAUGGCUAUGUAUGCCAAGCUUGGAAGAGUUGAUGAUUCCGUAGCUUUGUUUGAGCUCUUCGAGAAUCGUGAUUUGGUGUCGUGGAAUACGGUGAUAAGCUCGUUGUCGCAGAACGACAUGUUCGUGGAAGCGUUGGCGUUAUUGCGCCGGAUGGUUCGUGAGGGGGUUGGGCUUGAUGGAGUCACAAUUGCGAGUGUUCUUCCGGCCUGCUCCCACUUGGAAAUGUUGGACUUGGGGAAGGAAAUUCACGCCUACGCUGUGAGAAAUGACGAUUUGAUUGAGAAUUCUUUCGUGGGAAGUGCUUUAGUUGACAUGUAUUGCAAUUGUAGACGAGUAAAGACUGGUCGCCGAGUUUUCGAUUCAAUCUUGGAGAGGAAAACCGCGCUUUGGAAUGCUAUGAUUGCCGGUUAUGCGCAAAACGAGUUUGAUGAGGAGGCCUUGAACCUCUUCCUUGAGAUGCUUGCAGUUUUGGGGCUCUCUCCCAACGCCACCACUAUGGCAAGCAUUGUGCCUGCUUGCGCUCGCUGCAAGGCGCUCUGCGAUAAAGAAAGCAUCCAUGGUUAUGUGGUGAAGAUGGGUUUGGAAGGGGAUAGGUAUGUGCAAAAUGCACUUAUGGAUUUUUACUCCAGGAUAGGAAAGAUAGAGAUCUCAAGAUCUAUUUUCAAAACUAUGGAAGAAAAAGAUAUAGUAUCUUGGAACACCAUGAUUACUGGCUAUGUUAUUUGUGGUUUCCACAAUGAAGCACUUUGUAUGCUACAUGAGAUGACCAAAGAGAAAAUUAGUGAUGCUGAACUCAAAAGUGAAACAGGAAGAAACAUGCUUAAGCUGAAUUCGGUAACCCUCAUGACGAUCCUUCCCGGUUGUGCUGCAUUGUCGGUGCUGGCUAAGGGGAGAGAAAUCCAUGCUUAUGCCAUUAGGCAUUUGUUGGCAUCAGAUGUCGCGGUGGGAAGUGCACUAGUUGACAUGUAUGCAAAAUGUGGAUGCUCGGAUAUAGCUAGAGCUGUGUUUGAGGAAAUGCCGAUGAGGAACGUGAUCACCUGGAAUGUACUCAUUAUGGCUUACGGAAUGCACGGGAGAGGGCGAGAGGCGUUGGAGCUAUUUGAGAAUAUGGUGAAAGAAGGAAUGAGGAAUAAGGAAGCAAGGCCUACUGAAGUGACAUUUAUAGCAGUUUUCGCGGCAUGUAGUCACUCCAAGAUGGUAACUGAAGGUCUUGAUUUGUUCCAUAGAAUGAAAAAGGAUUACGGGGUUGAGCCUUUGGCGGAUCAUUAUGCGUGUAUCGUGGAUUUGCUUGGUCGUGCCGGUAAAGUGGAAGAAGCGUAUCAACUGAUCAACACCAUGCCUCUGGAUUUUGACAAAACUGGUGCCUGGAGUAGCCUUCUUGGCACUUGCCGAGUUCAUCACAGCGUAGAGAUCGGGGAGAUUGCAGCCGAGAAUUUAUUGCAGGUGGAGCCAAAUGUGGCUAGCCACUAUGUUCUACUCUCUAAUAUCUACUCGUCUGCUGGACUUUGGGAUGAGGCAAUGGAUGUUCGGAGAAGGAUGAAGGAAAUGGGAGUGAGAAAAGAACCGGGUUGUAGUUGGAUCGAAUUUGGAGACGAGGUUCAUAAGUUUUUGGCAGGUGAUGGGUCACACCCGCAAAGUGAGAAGCUCCAUGAGUUUCUCGAGAACCUUGCGAUGAGGAUGAAGAAGGCGGGGUAUGUUCCAGAUACUUCUUGUGUGCUUCACGAUGUUGAUGAGGAGGCAAAGGAAACUUUGCUUUGUGGGCACAGUGAGAAGCUGGCAAUAGCUUUUGGAAUCCUCAAUACCCCUCCUGGGACUACCAUUAGAGUUGCCAAGAAUCUUAGGGUUUGUAAUGACUGCCACGCCGCAGCGAAGGUUAUCUCGAAAAUAAUGGACAGGGAGAUCAUCUUGAGAGAUGUGAGGAGGUUUCAUCAUUUCAAGAGUGGAACUUGUUCCUGUGGGGAUUAUUGGUAAAGCCUCUCAUUCUUGUGUUUGCUGUACAAUCAGAAUUACUAUUAUUUUGUUAAUUGAAACAUCAAGACAACUUGCAUCUUACAGGUAGAAAUUAUGUAAAUGUUAAAUGCAAGUGAAAUUUUCAAAAGUUUCCUUUGACC
This is a messenger RNA of Morus notabilis, 2877 nucleotides long. Its product is annotated as pentatricopeptide repeat-containing protein At3g57430, chloroplastic. NCBI's taxonomy places the organism in Eukaryota, Viridiplantae, Streptophyta, Magnoliopsida, Rosales, Moraceae. Gene Ontology annotation, molecular function: RNA binding; protein binding; zinc ion binding. The transcript has a single exon. The record is from RefSeq and is a predicted model, not a curated record. Gene Ontology annotation, biological process: RNA modification. Bases 104 to 2737 code for a protein of 877 amino acids.